This is a messenger RNA of Cooperia oncophora, 2811 nucleotides long. NCBI's taxonomy places the organism in Eukaryota, Metazoa, Nematoda, Chromadorea, Rhabditida, Trichostrongylidae. The record is from the annotation of a GenBank genome assembly.
AUGGAUGGCGUUCCGUGUAUUGAGGACCAUCAACGAGUGACGAUCCUAAUUCGUCAGGUCGGACCUCGAAAUCCCACUGUUUUCAAUCGGAUCGUCGAUCGUUUGGCACGUCAGCGCUCAAUACAAGUUAGCGACAACCCGAAACGCACAUUCCAUGCUAACUUUGUCACAACUGUGAACGCAGAACUCGUUAGAUUUGGGGAGCUCCAGGCCCACCGUAGAAUAUUGGGACUUAUUGGUGUGGCAUGUGCUCAGUCGCCGACAUCUGCUGGUGCGGUUAGGAGAACGGUAUCUUCGUCACUUGAUGAUGGCGCCCUACGUCGAAGCGCCCAUAUUGUUGAGCGUCGACGCUCAUCACUAAGCUCCGGCUCAACUUUGGAAGAACUUAAGAGUAACUACGAGAAAGUGAAAAACGAUUACGCAGCCACACUCGUUGAUAGUCGUUGUAUCUUGCUAGGAUAUGAUGAGGAAUGUCCACCGUGUCCGAUUUUACCAGAGGAAGAAAAGUUCAGAGUCGGCUUAGAGAACAAAGCGUCGAAGACGUACAAGCGAAAAUGCUUGGGACGAUCGCGUAAGCAAAACGCUGAUUACGCAAUGCUAACAGGACUUCCAAAACUGGCGUUAGACUCAUAUGCAGCAUCUAUGGACCCUCUUAGAUCCUCUAAUGACAUGCUGUGGUUAGCAGGAGCUUGUGAAGGAUGGGCUUGUGCAGCGAUGUCACUUCUGUAUGAUGGCCUUUCAUCAUAUGGAACAAUGUACCGUGUAGCAAGUAUGACUCCAGCGCAAAUGCGAGACAUAAGUAUACCUUCGCUAGGAGCAGCUGUAAGCGCCGAUGCUACAUUUCAACAUACAAUAGGGGCGUCACUAGGGCACCAGCGCCAUCGUUCUGAUGAAAAUGCACGCGUGCCUGUCAGCGAUGAUGAUAACGAUGGAAGUGAAGGUCGUCGAUCUCGAAUGCCGUGGGCAGUACUUCGUGGUGAAAGAUCGAAGGAUAAAAUAGAACCCGCUGUCAUACUCGACAAGUUCGAACAAGCACUGGAAAACUAUUCGAAGUUUUCGUUUGCUGCAAUGAUCGAGUAUGAUUGUAUGAUGAAAGCCGUAUCUCUCUAUCGAUAUCAGCGGAUGUACGUCGAAAUGGAAACGUUCCAUCGCGAUCACAUCUGCAAGUACUUGGAUGACAGUUUCACAAGGUUUGAUAAUCACACAAAAGCGGCUAUAUGCAGCAACUCUGCUGCUCUGUAUAGGGAGGUGGGGUUUCGACGAAAAUGCUCCUUUUUCUCCCGCCUUGGCGUUCUGUUCCGUCUACAAAUUGCCGAUGGUGAACAACGAACUCCGCAAGACUACAGAGCUGUGUACCCGAUAUUGUACAGAACUCUUCCUGGUUAUGGAAUAAAGGAGAAUGUACGUGAAGUUGCUCAGGACGGGGUUCUGAAAGGUCCCAUUCAGCUACAAAUAAAGGCCCUACAUGAGGUGUAUACGGCUGCAUCGAGGGCCGAGCUGACAGACGCAGCUAUUCGGCACCUUUGUCAUUUGAUUCAGGUAUACUAUGACGACAUGGAACCGCUAUUGGCAAAUCGUUUAUUCGAUGACCUACAGAACCUAGUCCGCAUCAAGGGCAGUCCACCGCAAUUGAAUCAACGUAUAUCGGUGCCAGUCGGGAACAUCAUCCUUCCUUCAAUCCAGCUGACAAGAUUCCCAAUGGUCAAUGAUCCAAUUCUUUGUCCUCUUCCACCUCAUCUGGCACCAACCGUUAUAGAAGCUAAAGCUGGCCAACCACAGCUAUUUAUCUACUCUCCAUUCCAACAGAAGAAACCGUCUAACGAAAUAUACUGGGUUGUUGACUGCGCUGGUGAGGUUUCGAUUCUCGUUUACAACUGUCGCCCUUAUGAGUUAGUUGUGAGGGAGUUGUGUUUACUCGCUGACGGCUGUGUUUUUGAGUCAGUUCCUGUGCGACUUAUUCUGCCGUCAGCAAAUGAAGGUGCUCCUGCAAGGAUCAAACUGAUUGGCGUUCCAAGGACGCCGGGUUUACUAACAAUUACGGGUUAUUGCUGUGAAGUAUUCGGUGUGAAAAAUGUUUGUAAACUUUUCGGAGCGAAGGGGCCUUUGAAGGUAGAAGUUCUUCCGUCGUUAGCUGUGCUUCAACUCGAGUCGUCUUUACCCCGAGCUCCCAUAGAAGAAGAUCUGAACGAGCGGAGCGCAGAAAUCACUGUAUACUCUGGACAGCUAUUCGAGCAUUCCCUCACUGUGAGAAACACCAGCUCGACGAUUGCAAUCCGUAAAGUUCUCCUGCAAGUAUGGCAGCCGAAGGUCUCAGGAGGCCCUUCCAUGAUUGAACUGUCGAGCCAAACUGAUGAUGAAUCGUUCUCUCUGGCACCACUCGAGGAAAAGGAAAUUAAAUUUCGAAUAUUCGGGAUCGACCCCACCGCCACAGCCGAUGAUGAAGGCGCAGAGGAAAGGAUCGUCGAGACUGUGCUUCCUCUUGCAUCUACAUUGGCUGAAACGACUCCUGACAGUGAAGCACACGAUUUGAUACCAUAUACUGGUCGUCUGCUCACCUGCCAGUUCCUGUUCCAAUAUAUCGCUGAUGUUGUUGGCCCAGACGAAAAGUCGUACGAAAGAAAUGCCCGGCUUUCAAUUGCUGUAUGUGUUGUACCUGCAGUGACAGUCUCAGCCUGGCAUGUUCUACCCGGUGACGGUCCAUUCACCAGAUAUAUAGUCGUUGAUGUGACCAAUAGUACAGAGCACGAUGCUGAGCUGGUCUACAGUUCUAAUCGUCGAAUGAACGUACUCCCCAAGGAGACAUGUAGGUGA